Messenger RNA from Miniopterus natalensis, 4163 nucleotides. It is a transcript of the gene PML, whose product is annotated as PML nuclear body scaffold. Gene Ontology annotation, cellular component: PML body; nucleoplasm. NCBI's taxonomy places the organism in Eukaryota, Metazoa, Chordata, Mammalia, Chiroptera, Miniopteridae. Gene Ontology annotation, molecular function: zinc ion binding. The record is from RefSeq and is a predicted model, not a curated record. Gene Ontology annotation, biological process: innate immune response; suppression of viral release by host; intrinsic apoptotic signaling pathway in response to DNA damage.
GAGCUCCGGAAACUCUGCCGUCUGGCGCAGGGUUCCAGUUCAGCUCCUCCCGCCCCGCAAGAUAAAAACUGAGAAUGGAAACUGCGCUGGGGUCCAUGCAGCAGGGGCCUGCACCCGCUCCGUCUUCGGGGGACUCUGCACUGCCCCACGUGCCCACCAUGCCUCCCCCGGAGUCUCUCUCCGAAAGCCAGGAGCCCAGCCCGGACCACAGCCCCACAGAGCAAGCCACAGAGGAGGAGUUCCAGUUCCUGCGCUGCCAGGGCUGCCAGGCAGAAGCCAAGUGCCCCAAGCUGCUGCUCUGCCUGCACACGCUGUGCUCAGGAUGCCUGGAGGCCCCAGACAUGCUGUGCCGCAUCUGCCAGGCGCCCCUUUCCCCUGGCGUUAACGCUGGGGUCCUGGAUAACGUCUUCUUCGAGAGUCUGCAGCGGCGCCUGUCGGUGUACCGGCAGAUCGUGGACUCGCAGGCCGCUUGCACCCGCUGCAAAGAGCCGGCAGACUUCUGGUGCUUCGAGUGCGAGCAGCUCCUCUGCGCCAAGUGCUUCGAGGCGCACCAGUGGUUCCUCAAGCACGAGGCCCGGCCCCUGGCAGAGCUCCGUAACCAGUCGAUGUGUCAGUUCCUAGAGGGCACGCGCAAGACCAACAACAUCUUCUGCUCCAACCCCAACCACCGCAACCCUACACUGACUAGCAUCUACUGCCGAGGCUGCUCCAAGCCUCUGUGCUGCACUUGUGCGCUCCUGGACAGCGGCCACACCGACCUCAAGUGCGACAUCACGGCGGAGAUCCAGCAGCGGCAGGAGGAGCUGGAGGCCAUGACGCGGGCGCUGCGGGAGCAGGACUGCGCCUUCAGAGGCGCGCAGGCGCAGAUGCAGUCGGCCGUCAGCCAGCUGGGGCGCAUGCGCACCGGCACGGAGGAGCUGAUCCGCUCAAGCGUGAGGCAGCUAGUAGCACACGUGCUGGCGCAGGAAAGCGAGCUGCUGGAGGCAGUGAACACACGGUACCAGUGCGAGUACAAGAAGAUUGCCGGCCAGCUGGGCCACCUGGACGCUGUGCUGCAGCGCAUCCACACGGGCAGCCUGCUGGUGCAGAGGAUGAAGCGCUACGCCUCCGACCAGGAGGUGCUGGACAUGCACGGCUUCCUGCGGGAGGCGCUCCUCCUUUUGAGGCGGGAGGAGCCCCAGAGCCUGCAAGCUGCUGUGCACACUGACAGCUUCAAUGAAUUCAGGGAGCGCCUGCAGGACCUCGUCUCUUGCAUCACCCAGAGGACUGAUGCAGCUCCACCCAGGAGAGCCAGCCCUGAGGCUACCAGCACUCCCAGGGAGCCUUCUGAUAUUGACCUGCCAGCGGGGGCACAGAUAGCUCAGGCGCAGGCCCUGGGGCUGGCUGAGGCUCAGCCUGUGGCCAUGGUACAGUCGGUGCCUGGGACACACCCUGUGCCCAUGUACGCCUACUCCAUCAAAGACCCCUCCUGCAGAGAGGAGGUCUCCAACACAGCCAUGCCACAGAAGAGGAAGUCCUGCCAGACCGAGUGCCCCAGGAAGGUUAUCAAGAUGGAGUCUGAGGAAGAGAAGGAGGCCAGGUUGUCCCUGAGUUCCUCUGAGCAGCCUAGGCCCAGCACCUCCAAGGCAGUCUCACUACCGCCCCUGGAGGAGUCCCACAGCCCCAAGAGCCACACCAUGGGAAAUGAGGAAUUACUGCUCAACAGCAACCAGGAGACUGGCGACUCUGGGGAGGCAGAGGAGCCCAUUGUGGUGAUCAGCAGCUCAGAGGACUCAGAUGCCGAAAACUCGUCCCGAGAGCUGGAUGACAGCAGCAGCGAGUCCAGUGACCUUCAGCUGGAGGGCCCUAACUCCCUCAGGUUUGAGAGCCUGGAUGAGAGCCUCACAGACCUCCAAUCAGAAGUCAGGCCCCUGGUUUUCUUUGACCUCAAGCUUGACAAUGAAACCCAGAAGAUUAGGCAGCUGGCAGCAGUGAACCAGGAGAGCAAGUUCCGAGUGCUCAUCCAGCCCGAGUCCUUCAGCACCUACUCCAAGGCGGUCUCCCUGGAGGUGGGGCUACAGCACUUCCUCCGCUUUCUGAGCUCCAUGUGCCGUCCCACCCUGGCCUGCUAUAAGCUGUGGGGGCCCAACCUCCCCAAUUUCUUCCAGGCCCUGGAAGACAUGAACAGGCUAUGGGAGUUCCGGGAGGCCAUCUCCGGCUUUCUGGCCACCCUACCCCUCAUCCAGGAGCGUGUGCCCCAGGCCAGCAGCUUCAAACUCAAGAGUCUGGCUAAGACCUAUCUGGCAAGAAACAUGAGCGAACACAGUGCCCUGGCCACUGUGCUGACCAUGCGUGACCUGUGCCGCCUCCUCGAGGUCUCCCCAGGCCCCCAGCUGACCCAGCACUUCUACUCCUUCAGCAGCUUGCAGUGCUUCGGGUCCCUGCAGCCCCUGGUGCAGGCAGCUGUCCUGUCCCGGGCCGAGGCCCGCCUCCUGGCCCUCCACAAUGUGAGCUUCGUGGAGCUGCUGACUGCAUACCGCCGAGACCCACAGGGGGGCUUAAAGAAGUACAGCCGCUAUCUGCAGGCCACCUCAUCGCCCCCUGCACAGCCUGCUCUCAACUUGCAAGCUAUGAACACCUACUUCAAAAGCCUGUCGGAGAGACCAGCUUUGGCAGUGGCGGAAGGCAUCUCUACCCCUCUUGUUAGCCACAGCUUGGCCCAAAGGGCUUCCCAGCAGAGCUGAGAUGAGGGGAUGACUGGCUUGGAAUCUCUGGGGACAGAGAGGGAUGGUGUCCCUCAGCUAGGCCCUGCCCAUCACAGCAUUCCCAGAUCCUGGUCCCCAGUACUCAGCUGACAUUUGGUCCAGAAUUAGUUCUCGUUCUCUGGGAUCAAAUAUUCCUUGUCUAAAAAUCCCACAGAGAAGGUUCCAAGGCCAAGCAUCCACCCCCUGGAGCCACCAGAUCCCUGGUGCACCAUUGAGUUAGCUCACUAGGCCCUCGGCGCCUCCCUUCUGGGAGCCAGAACAGGAGAUCCUUGGUGAAGAAGGCCUGGCCUCUGGGCUCUCUAAGUUGCCCCCACCGUGCCCCAGCCACCCGGCCUGCCACUUCCAUGGGUGUAUUGCAGCUCCUUCCUUAUCCCCGGCCACUGCCCAGGGGACCUGCUAGCAGCUCCCAUGGAUACCACCUGCAAUAUCAGUGGCCCCACAGCCUUUAAUAAAGACGUGAAUCUUCAAAGCCUGAUGCUGCGCACCCUGGAGCCACUGAGCAGCCUCCUGCCUGGUGAGGGGGUACUUCCAGGCCUUGGAGAGCUGUUCUUUGUGGGGACCUUUCAGGACUUUGCAGAUCAGAAAGCCCCUUGUUGCUCACUGCUGAGGGCCUCAUGGAUGUGAACCCCCUGUUCCAUGUGGGAAAAUGAGGGUGGGCCUGUCCAGGAUUAUCUCCAAAGGGGAGAGCCAUGAGGAGGGAAUGAAGCGCCAGCUUCAAGGAUUACCCCUAGAGGAGGUCAGGAGCCAGAUACCAAGGUCUGUUGGAACUUCACCUCUGAUCCCUGCUGGGUAAUCUUGUCCCUUGUCUGUGUCCCCAGAGCAGCAGGUGGUAAAACCCUUGGCAGGUAGGGGAGGCCCAGGAUCUUAGUAAUGUGUGACCAGUGUGUUGUUGUCUUGUAUGUCACAGAUGAAAUUCACAUUAGUACCUGCAGGGAUUCCUGUGGCACAGGCAGUGUAGAUGGUAGCCUUCUCUUGGCCGGGGUGAGCAGCCAGGUAACAAGAUUUGGUCACUGUCACCACCCUUAACCCCAUCUUCUUGUCUCAGGUGCCCAGAUUCCAGUCCUGAAGUUUAAUCUCUAAAAGCAAGUCCAAAUAUGUCACCUGUGCCUCAUCUUUGAAUUCUGUGUUACGUUUAUCCAUGUCAGCUACCCACGAGUCUGCUGGGCUAGAGGUUAGGACACUGAGUUUCAAUCCUCACUAGCCUAGGACUGGUCUGGUACAUCAGGCUCAGGCUCUGACUGUAAACCGAGGUGGGUGUCAUUUUUACCUCAUAGGAUAUUAUGUGAAUCAGUGAGAAAAUGCUUGUGAAAAUAGCACUUUAAUAUGUGAAGAACCACACAAAUGUAAGAUCUUAUUUUACAGACAGAUGACAGUGUUAUUGCUUUAUAAGUUAUAGAAAAAUAAAGAUAUUAGAGCUUA